Molecule: messenger RNA, 2379 nt
Organism: Ipomoea triloba (trilobed morning glory)
Lineage: Eukaryota; Viridiplantae; Streptophyta; Magnoliopsida; Solanales; Convolvulaceae
Product: DNA mismatch repair protein MSH4-like
Exons: 24
Coding region: 1-2379 (792 amino acids)
Biological process (GO): mismatch repair; reciprocal meiotic recombination
Cellular component (GO): nucleus
Molecular function (GO): mismatched DNA binding; ATP-dependent DNA damage sensor activity; ATP binding
Source: RefSeq, a predicted model, not a curated record
AUGGAGGACGACAAUGGAGAGAGAUCAAGCUUCGUUAUCGGCCUCAUUGAGAAUCGCGCCAAGGAGGUUGGAGUAGCUGCUUUUGACUUAAGAUCAGCUUCACUGCAUCUUUCUCAGUAUAUUGAGACUAGCAGUUCCUAUCAGAAUACAAAGACACUGCUAGAGUUCUAUGAACCUAUGGUAAUCAUUGUUCCCCCGAAUAAAUUGGCCGCUGAUGGUAUGGUUGGGGUCUCCCAACUAGCUGACAGAUUUUUUUCCACAAUAAGGAAGGUCAUAAUGGCACGUGGCUGCUUUGAUGAUACCAAGGGAGCUGUGCUGAUAAAAAACUUAGCUGCCAAAGAACCAUCUGCGCUUGGUUUAGACUCAUAUUACAAACAAUACUAUCUAUGCUUGGCUGCUGCAGCAGCAACCAUUAAGUGGACAGAAGCAGAGAAAGGGGUCAUUGUUACAAAUCACUCAUUGCUGGUCACCUUUAAUGGAUCAUUUGACCACAUGAAUAUUGAUUCUUCCAGUGUCCAGAACUUGGAGAUAAUAGAGCCAAUGCACUCUGGCCUUUUGGGGACAAGCAACAAGAAGAGAAGCCUAUUCCAAAUGCUUAAGACAACCAAAACUUUUGGAGGGACUAGACUUCUUCGGGCAAAUAUUUUGCAGCCAUUGAAAGACAUUGAAACUAUUAAUGCUCGACUUGACUGCCUGGAUGAGUUGAUGAGCAAUGAGCAGCUGUUUUUUGGCUUGUCUCAAGCUCUUCGUAAGUUUCCCAAGGAAAUAGAUAGGGUCCUUUGCCACUUCUGCUUUAAGCCAAAAAAGGUCACGAAUGAAGUCUUGGCCACUGAUAAUGCACGAAGGAGCCAAAAUUUGAUAUCAAGUAUUAUUCUUCUCAAAACAGCUCUGGAUGCCUUGCCGUUACUCUCCAAUGUGCUUAAAGAUGCCAAGAGUUUUUUGCUCAGAAAUGUUUACGAGUCCACAUGUGAAAAUGAGAAAUAUGCCUCCAUAAGGAAAAGAAUUGGGGAGGUGAAUGAUGAAGAUGUGCUUCAUACUCGGGUUCCCUUUGUUGCUCGGACACAGCAGUGCUUUGCUGUAAAGGCUGGAGUUGAUGGACUUCUUGACAUGGCACGAAGAUCGUUUUGUGAUACCAGCGAAGCAAUUCACAACCUUGCAAUUAAGUACCGUGAAGAUUUUAAACUACCAAAUUUGAAAAUCCCAUUCAAUAACAGGCAAGGAUUUUAUUUUAGCAUUCCACAAAAGAGUAUACAAGGAAAACUUCCCAAAAAGUUCAUCCAGGUUAUAAAGCACGGUAACUACAUACAUUGUUCUAGUCUGGAGCUUGCUUCAUUGAAUGUGCGGAACAAGUCUGCAAGUAAGGAAUGUUAUAUAAGGACUGAACUUUGCUUGGAAGCACUAAUGGAUGCUAUACGCCAGGAUGUUUCUGUGCUUACACUUCUUUCUGAAGUCCUAUGCCUUCUAGACAUGAUAGUUAACUCAUUUGCUCAUAUGAUUUCAACAAAACCUGUUGAUCAAUAUACUAGACCUCAAUUUACUUAUGAUGGUCCAUUAGCAAUUGAUUCUGGAAGGCACCCCAUUCUAGAAAGCAUUCACAAUGAUUUCAUUCCCAACAAUAUCUUUCUCUCUGAAGCAUCAAAUGUGGUAAUUGUGAUGGGACCUAACAUGAGUGGGAAAAGUACUUAUCUUCAACAAGUUUGUCUUAUUGUCAUUCUUGCGCAAAUUGGGUGUUACAUUCCUGCCCACUAUGCCACUUUGAGGGUGAUUGAUCGAAUUUUCACAAGGAUGGGAACUAUUGACUGCCUUGAAUCCAACUCUAGCACGUUCAUGACAGAGAUGAAAGAGACAGCUUUUAUAAUGCAAAACAUCUCCAAGAGAAGUCUUGUUGUGAUGGAUGAGUUGGGGAGGUCAACUUCUUCAUCUGAUGGAUUUGCAAUGGCUUGGAGCUGUUGUGAGCAUCUAUUGGCACUGAAAGCGUAUACUAUAUUUGCUACCCAUAUGGAAAAUUUGUCAGAGCUUGCCAUCAUCUACCCGAAUGUGAAAAUUCUUCAUUUUUAUGUUGAAGUGAAAAACAACCGGAUGGAUUUCAAGUUUCAACUAAGAGAUGGACAACUUCACGUUCCACAUUAUGGCCUUAUGCUAGCAGGUGUGGCUGGUUUGCCAAGUUCAGUGAUUGAAACUGCCAAAAGAAUUACAUCAACGAUUACUCAGAAGAAAACAAAGAGACUGGAGGUGAAUUGCCAACAAUACCGUGACAUUCAAAUGAUCUACCGUGUUUCUCAACGUCUGAUAUGCUUUAAGUAUUCUAAUCAAGACGAAGAUUCUCUAAGGGAAUCUUUGCAGAAUCUUAAAGAGAGUUACAUUAGUGGAAAUAUUUAG